AUGGUGGUGGAUAUCAAAUUGGUUCUGGUGCUGGAUGGCAUAGGUGAGAGUUGUACUAAUAUUCUGAAUUUCCACGGUAUUCAAACCAUUUCCAGGCCGGACAUCUUAAGGAAGGACUUGUUAAAUGAUUUAUAUGCUUACGACGCAAUAGUGGUGCGACCCGACACUUUAGUCACUAAAGAAAUUGUUGCAGCUGCGUUUCGUUUAAAGGUAGUCGCACUCGCGAGCCCUGGUUAUGGCCAAAUCGACGUGGAGGCAGCUAGCCACAGGGGCGUUAGUGUUAUCAAUGCUCCGAACUCAAAUGUAAUUAGUGCUUGUGAGUUGAUUUGUGGAUUGUUAUUGGCUGUGGCGAAACACAUGCGACCUGCCAGGACCGCUUUUUCUAAGGGUCUUUGGAACUAUGGCUCAUUCAAAGGCACUGAGCUUAAAGACCGUACCGUUGCUAUCAUUGGCUGUGGCAGAGUUGGUAAGGGAGUCGCUAGUCGGAUGAGCGCUUUCGGUAUGAAGGUAGUGGGUUUUGACCCGCUGCUAGCCGCUACACACAACAACGAGUUCUGCACUAUGAUAAUGGAUCUAAAUGAAAUUUGGCCUAUCGCAGAUUAUAUUGUGUUACUAGGUGAUUACGUACUCUAUUCGAUAAUUGGCUUCGAUCCGUUUGCAACUGAGGAGCAAUGUGAACAGUACUACAUAUCGAAAAUGACCCAAGAAGAACAACCUGCAUUCCAGCAGUGGCUAGACAUCCAUUCGCCUCUCCUUCAACCUACUCGCAAUUUCAUAAACGCUGAUGUUAUUCGCCGCUGCAAGACUGGCGUGAAGAUAAUAAACGUAGGACGCGGUGGUCUUAUCAAUGAGAGGGACCUCUUGGAUGCUCUUAACUCCGGACAGGUAUUAUCAUUUGUAAAUAACAGAUUUGGAGUGACUUCACCGAGUGGGAUAAGGGCAUGGGGAUGA
Papilio machaon (common yellow swallowtail) is the source of this 951-nucleotide messenger RNA. RefSeq names its product D-3-phosphoglycerate dehydrogenase. Lineage: Eukaryota; Metazoa; Arthropoda; Insecta; Lepidoptera; Papilionidae. Gene Ontology annotation, molecular function: NAD binding; oxidoreductase activity, acting on the CH-OH group of donors, NAD or NADP as acceptor. The coding region runs from base 1 to 951 and encodes 316 amino acids. The record is from RefSeq and is a predicted model, not a curated record. The transcript is spliced from 6 exons.